AGCCUUCAGCCCACUCCAAACCAAUAAUAGUAAUGCUAUUUGAAGUCUCUCCCAGUAAUGGCAACCAGGUUUUGAAUACACGCUUCCAAAAUUAUAUCUUUCUUCAACAUCAGCUAGCUAAUAAUUGGCGCAUACAAUCAACCGAAAAUCAGAAAGCUUCCAAAAUCAAACCUCUCAAAUUUGGCGCAUUUAACAGAAAACCUGGCAUUUGAUUUGCGGUUUUAGAUCUAGUAGUUAUGAAAAAAAAGAUUUUUAAAACAAAAUUAAAUGUGCUAAAUUAGCAUGCGAGUCUCGGUUAACGAGCAGAUGCCGAGAAUGUCGGGCGAUCAUCCAUUCGUCAUUCCCCAAUCUCUCUCCAAUUCAAACCUUUUUCCGUUCUCGUCCUCCUUACGUCUUCUCUCAUUCUCCCGUCCAAAUCCACACCAAUGGCCAUCGCAGCGGUGGUGGUUUUGCCUAUCGGCUUACUAUUUCUUCUAUCUGGACUCAUCAUCAAUUUUCUCCAGGCAUUCUUCUUUGUCCUUGUUCGUCCAUGUUCAAAAAAUAUGUACAGGAAGAUCAAUGCUUGUCUUGCACAACUCCUGUGGUUGGAGCUCAUAUGGCUUUUCGACUGGUGGGCACACAUUAAGGUUGAUCUAUUUAUAGAUUCUGAAACACUUGAAUUAAUGGGUAAGGAACAUGUACUCCUUAUCUGCAACCAUAAAAGUGACAUUGACUGGCUCAUUGGUUGGGUCUUGGCUCAGCGUUCAGGUUGUCUUGGUAGCACUCUUGCUUUGGUUAAAAAAUCAUUAAAAUUCCUUCCGGUUAUUGGGUGGUCAAUGUGGUUUACUGAAUAUAUCUUUCUGGAAAGAAACUGGUCUAAAGAUGAGAACAUAUUGAUGGAAGGCUUUGAAAACCUAAGAGAUUUCCCAAUGCCUUUCUGGUUAGCUGUUUUUGUAGAAGGGACACGGUUUACACAUGCAAAGCUUCUUGCUGCUCAGGAAUAUGCUAUUGCAACAAAGUCACCUGUUCCUAGGAACGUUUUGAUCCCUCGAACAAAGGGUUUUGUUGCUGCAGUCAAUCACUUGCGCUCAUUUGUUCCAGCAAUUUACAACUGUACAGUGGCAAUUCCUAAAAACGAGCCAUUGCCAACAAUCUUGAGAAUGUUCAGAGGAAGAUCUUCCACAGUACAUGUGCAUGUCAAAAGACACUUGAUUCGUGAGUUGCCACAUACCGAUGUCGACAUUAGACAAUGGUGUAGAGACAUAUUUCUUGAAAAGGAUGCUUCAUUGGAGCUACAUCAGUCUGAAAACACAUUUGGUGAUAUGGAAUGUCAUGGCAUUGGUAGACCAAAGAAAUCAUUAUAUGUUGUUAUUAUUUGGUCAUGUCUUUUAUUAUUUGGAGUGUUUAAAUUCUUCGAAUGGUGUUCAUUCUCUUGGGAAGCGAUAACAUUUUGUGCAAUACUUUUGUUGUUUGUUAUGGUCUGCAUGCAAAUCCUCAUUGUUUUUUCUCAAUCUGAACAAUCAAAUCCUCCCGAAGCAUCAACACUUAAUACUGAAGACGCCAUGAACCAGAAGCUCAUUCCAUGAAAUUUUUGAUAUUUAAAACUGUCAACCCCUAGAUAGGUUAACUUUUUCCACAUGUGGUUUGUAAAUUUUUGUAUCUUCAUUCAUUUCUUACUCCAAAAUCAGGGAAGAUUUAUUUGACUUCUAACUAAUUAUACUUUGUUCCAUGCCUUGAAUCAAAAGCCUAUUCACAAC
Messenger RNA from Lactuca saligna, 1736 nucleotides. The record is from the annotation of a GenBank genome assembly. NCBI's taxonomy places the organism in Eukaryota, Viridiplantae, Streptophyta, Magnoliopsida, Asterales, Asteraceae.